GUUGCGCGCUGCGCUGCUAACCGUAAACCCGGCGUGUGUGUUGACGCGGGCGGUGCUAUCUUGCCGGGGCCCCUUCGCAAUGUGAAAAAGAGUACGUCACUCAAAUCGGGACUCCCGGGGCAGAAACAACACCGCGCUGGUUCCAGGCUGUCGCAGAAGAGAGGGCGACAACGAAGGCGGACCCAGAUGAAGCGAUAACGCACACCGGACAAACCCCAAGCACUCUUCGUUUCUUGCUGCGCUCGAGAGCAGUGCGAGCUUGUCGCCACAGUCCAUCCCGACGAACGUUCCACGACGACCCUUAACCGCAAAGGAAAAAAUAUGGGCCUAAAACUUCAAACUGCGGAUCUCAAAGUCGUGAUUCUGGGUGACGCGAAUGUUGGCAAAACGUCGCUGCUCGUACGUUACCUCGAAAAACGUUUCGAUGACAGGCCCAAAUCCACGGUUGGAGCCUCGUUCACGCUAAAGAUGUGGGGGAAAUACAACAUUGCGAUUUGGGACACGGCUGGACAAGAACGCUAUAUUGGACUGAGCUCUUUCUACUGCAGGAACGCAGAUGUUGCCAUUAUGGCGUUUGACAUUACAAAUCGGGAGAGCUACAAAGCACUGAUGACUAGGUACGUUGAGCUUCUUCACAUGGUUGAUGACUUUGCUCUGAAAGUGGUUGUUGGGACGAAAACCGAUCUUCUGAAGGACUACAAAAGACAGGUCUCCAGUGCAGAGGCCGAAAUGUUUGCCAGGAAUCUUAACCACACAGCUGCCAAGGACAAAGCGCCCUACUUCGAGACGUCUAGCGCGACUGGUAACAACAUUGAGACAGUGUUCGAGUACAUUGUCGAACGCUGUUACCCAGGCAGCCCACUGCUCUCCUGCUGCCUUCGACAAACGCACGAACAAGAGCACAAGUCGGUCGCACUGACUCCCAGGGUGCUGAGAUUCGCCAAGACUACUGCAGGCUGUUGCUUGUAAGCAUUAUCAUACUUCGACCAAGGACUGCUCCUCGACUUUUAUCUGGUCUGUACGUCACACUGACGCAAUCGUCGAAAUGCAUUUAUGUACUCGGUUCGCAGGUGUUAGACUUGCCUCACCGUUCAUUUCCUCUUUUUUAAUGACCAGAGUGAAUCUCUUUUAAUGACGUUCUCAAAUGAUAAUUGCAUGUCAUGUGAGCAUUGUGAUAAUGCAGAUAUAUAUUUUUUCUGACAAUCGUCACAAUGUGACGCGAUAAUCUUGUGCAGAGACGUCAAAUGUUGUGCGACAUGCUGGUGUGCAUAGAGUGAGAGCAAUGUAUUAUAGAUUCACAUUAUUUUAAGGAAUGCCAUGUUUUGUAAAUAUUGAACCAUACCGACGUCAAUGCAUGGUACGGACAGAGCAAUUCGUGUCGCUGACAAUGUGAAAAAUCACAACUGUGCUAUCAAUAAACGAGUAUGGUUGCAC
Ixodes scapularis (black-legged tick) is the source of this 1434-nucleotide messenger RNA. RefSeq names its product ras-related protein Rab-20. The coding region runs from base 322 to 969 and encodes 215 amino acids. The record is from RefSeq and is a predicted model, not a curated record. Gene Ontology annotation, molecular function: GTP binding; GTPase activity. Lineage: Eukaryota; Metazoa; Arthropoda; Arachnida; Ixodida; Ixodidae. The transcript has 6 exons.